GCCGGAUCUCCAGCGCCAUGGUGGGGAUGGGGAGGGAAGAAAGUCCAUGUUCGUCGAAGAUCCUCUUCCUCCCUGCCCACCACAAGCUUGUCUCAUCACGAAAGCCUGACUAGGACUCUGUUGACACAUCGGAAGCCUCAGCUCCUGAUCUACUUGGAGCUUUCACCCCCUGCAAGCAUGUCAGGACGGAAGUUGUUUGCCAUCUACGUGAUCAGUUUGGUGAAGCUAGGUGCCCAAUCGAAUAUGCCGAUGUACAUCGAUGGUUCCAACACACAUUGCUUUGUCUCCUUGAGCCCCUUGCGGGGUGGUGAUUCAUCGCAGUUCUCGUCAGGGGAGGUCAGUUUCGAUUACAGUCAAAGUUCGCAGCACGAGGAUAGUUCUUCAUUCGGCGUUGUAGACCAGAAAGCCUUCUACGAGUUGGCUGGGUUGAAACAGAAUCCUUUUGGCAAGAUCUGGCACACAAAAGCGUGGAGAAGGAAGAUAAAGGAAAAGAAGAUGUACAAGGAGGCAAAGCGAAUACAAGAUUUCGACGAUUCUGGUCCGACGGAAUGUAUCAUUCCUAAGGAAGAUAUUGAAUACUGGAAGCAGAGGCAACAUCUGAUCCCCGAAGAGGUAAUCGAGAGAUUCAGGAGAGCCCACAUUCUGCACGAGCUAGAGAAAGAGAAGGAGGAGUCAUCCGACUACCCAGAUUCGAGUGAAAUCUUUGAGGUGGAAAAGAUAGGGAAAGGCGAUGAACAACACAUCGAAGCAUGGAAAAGGAUGAUACAGCGCUGUAAGCAAGAAGAUGAAAAAGGGUUGAACAAUAUC
Molecule: messenger RNA, 807 nt
Organism: Guillardia theta CCMP2712
Lineage: Eukaryota; Cryptophyceae; Pyrenomonadales; Geminigeraceae
Exons: 4
Source: RefSeq, a predicted model, not a curated record